CUUCUCCAUGUCCAUGGCGUGUUUCAAUAGCUAGGGAUAAAGAUCAAGAAAGGCUUCUUCUUGCUAGCUCCUUUUGCAUUGCAUCCCUUUUGUUUUUCCUGCACUCUUUGUUUCAUGUCUCGUUGUUUAUUUGGUUUGAGGAGUAAGUUCAUUCCUUUCCUUAAAAAAGGUUCAUUCCUUUUGAAUCCUCUUCUUUUCUUUCUUCUCAUUCUCAUCUUGUUCUUGCAAACCGCAACCUGAGAAAGAGUUAGCAAUAAAUACCCUUUAAUACUGUUAAUAGUAGCACUAGAAAUCCGGUGCUUUAAUCCGAAAUACAAUGGCGUUGCCGUUACUGCAAGAAAUGCAGAUAAGUUUCAGUUUUUAAAACGUUUAAAGCUCCCAUAUUUUUAGCUGAGAGCAUGAAUCACGCUGCUUGCAUCUGUCAGGUCCUCCCAUCACUCCAUCUGCAAUGAAUUUUAAUCCUUUGGCCGCUCAGGUUCUUGCCACAUGAAUGCAUUGCUUCACUGAACCAGCUACAAACAUGGGCAAACACAUUUCAGGAUCUAGACCCAUGGGGAUCACAAAUUCACAAUAAUGGCAGAAUGGCUUUACCACCAGCACACACACAGGGCCUUCUCUGUAACUGUGCAAGUUUACUGCAGCCUUCUUCUCACUUUGAAUUUUUGACCCUCCCUUUCUUUACUUUCUGCUAUGUGCUAUUGCUCCAUUCCAUGUAAGGCUGCUAUUAUUAUUCCCCUCUUGAGAGAGAAUGACCAUUCUAGCCCAUGCUGUUCAUCUUGAUGGUGUUGGAUGAAUCAAGGGCAGUUUGGUAUUCCUGCAAUUUUUUACAUUUGUUGUGUGAAUGGGUUCCUGCUGUGUUUGCCGGAUUCCUGCUGCCAAAGGCCAUUGGGGGUCCUUGUGGUUGUGGCUGUGGGCAACUAGGUGCACUGUUACCUCUGCCUGAGGUUACAGAAGUAAGGUGAGCUCAGAAGGAUUUGGUAAGGGAUCUCAUUAUGCAGACUUCAAAAACCAGGAAUGGGCCUUCAGAUGCCCCACAGAAGGCUUCUCCGGCAACACCACGGUCAUCUCGGGUGGCGAAAACUGGAGGGAAUGAAACUGACUCUGCAGGGAUCACACCAACAAGAACCACUCCAGAGAGGAGCCCUAAGGUCACCGAGCGUCGGUCACCACGAAGCCCAAUUACUGAGAAGCGCCCAAGUAGGCUGUCCGAGUUGGAGUCCAGGGUCAGCCAGCUGCAAGAUGAGCUGAAGAAGGCCAAGGAGCAGCUGAGCUUAUCGGAGUCACGAAGACGCCACACACAACAGGAAGCAGAGGAAGCAAAAAAGCAGGAGCAGGCUGCAACCUCAAAGCUCGAGGACCUACAGCGCCAGCUUGCCGAGUUCUCAGCUGCGGAGGAGUCCCGACUCCAGGAACUGCGGAAGGUCUCACAGGAGCGUGACCGUGCUUGGGAGUCUGAGCUCGAGGCUGUGAAGAAGCAGCAGUCAGUGGAUUCAGCUGCUCUGAGCUCAGCCUUGUCUGAAAUUCAGAGGUUGAAGCAGCAGCUGGGGGCCACCACAGAGUCUGAUGCAGCUCGUGCCAAGCAAUGCGAGUUUGCGGAGUCUGAGCUCGAGGGCUUGAAGCAGGAGAUGGAGCUCCGGCUUGCGACCAUCGAGGGCCUGAAGGUAAACGUUGGCGAGAGCGACAAGGCUGUAGCUGAGGCGAACGCGGUGGCAGCUGAGACCAAGAAGCAGCUUGAGAUGGCACAAGCUACUAUUGACUCGCUGCUUGCUGAGGGUGCCCGGUUGCAAGAAUGCCUGAGGUCGAAGGACGCAGAGCUCGGCCAGUCCAUGGCUCGAUUAGCCACACUGGAGGAAGAUCUGAAGAAGGCACAUAACAAGGAUGAUGUUGAUGGCAGCUUUGGCAGCCCUGAUCAUGGUGAAGCUGUGGAGAAGGUGGUGGUAACUAUCCCCAAUGGCAAUGGCAGCUGUGGUGGUUCUGGCGCAGAGAUUGAGCAGCUGCGGACGGCGCUCGAGGUGGCUGAGAUUAGGUACCAGGAAGAACAAACUCGCACGACGAUCGAGACGAAGACCGCCUACGAAAUGCUGGAGAAUGCCAAGUCAGAGUACGACCGCAGAGUGCGCGAUCUUGAGCUGGAGCUGAAGAGCAAGAACGAUGAGCUCACUGAAGCGAAGGCCACUUUGGCUGUCAGGUGUGACGGGAAGAGCGAUGUGAUGCAGCCAGAGCUUGAGGCGAAGCUGAUGAAGUCGAUCACCGAUGCGACGGAGCUGAAGGCGAGCCUGAUGGACAAGGAGACGGCGCUGCAGAGCGUGAUGGAGGAGAACGAGACGCUCAAGUCGGAGGCGGGGAAGAAGGCGGCGGAGGUGCAGCGGAGGUACGAGGCGGCGGUGGCGGAGCUGGAGCUGGCCAAGGCGGCGGAGCAGGACGUCCGGAUGCGGCUCGGGUACGUGACGGAGGAGGCCGACAAGAGCAGCCGGCGCGCCGCCAGGGCGUCGGAGCAGCUGGACGCGGCGCAGGCGGCCAGCGUCGAGAUGGAGGCCGAGCUGCGGCGCCUCCGGGUGCAGUCUGACCAGUGGCGCAAGGCGGCCGAGGCAGCGGCGGCGGCGCUGGGAGGAGGCGGUGGCGGCAUUGGCAGGAACGUGGAGCGGACGGGGUCUCUGGAGCCGGCGGAGUACACCAACUCCAUGAUCGGCGGGAAGCUGGCGAGCUCGCCGUUCUCCGACGAGCCGGAGGAGGAGUCGCCGAAGCGGCGCAACAGCGGCGUGCUCCGGCGGAUGAGCGGGCUGUGGAAGAAGAGCCCCAAGUGACCAUCGACGCCAUGGACAGCUUGGUGUGGUGUGUGUACUAGAAAGAACUGAAACUGACUAGCUAGGCUGAGCUGAUCUGAUCACGCCAUGGAUGGGUUUAGCUGCAAACACUGUGAAUCAAAGCUAGUUAAGUUAAUUACUACUGGUUGGUUAGUUGGUUUUGCUGCUGUGGUCGCAGUAAAAAAAGAAUGUUAAGAACUCUUGUAAUGAUGUUGGAGAUGAGGAGCAUCUACAUUUUGGGCUGCAUGCUGUCUUUGACAAGAGUGAUCUUGUGUUGUUA
Messenger RNA from Oryza sativa Japonica Group (Japanese rice), 3084 nucleotides. NCBI's taxonomy places the organism in Eukaryota, Viridiplantae, Streptophyta, Magnoliopsida, Poales, Poaceae. The record is from RefSeq and is a predicted model, not a curated record.